GAUUCAUAAAUAUAUUAGAUAAGCAGUAAGUUCAUAUAGAGGCUUGAUAGUUCUCCUGUCAUUAGUUUCAGAACGAAUUAGGUGAAUCCUGGUUGAAGUGGAUCAGGAGUAGGAACACUGGUCGUGGCUGUAGGUCAGAUUGAAGUUGAGGAUAAAUUUUAGGGCUAGAUGAAGGGUUUUAGGGGAUUUUUUGGGUGAUUGGGAGCGGAGAGAAAGCCUGAGACGGUCUUUGGGGUUCUGUUUAGGAGUUCAAGGGGUUGCUUUUUGGUAUAGGUCAAUGAAUUGGAUGAUAGCUGGGUUAUUUGUGGCACUUAUGCUCUGCUCUAGACUGAGCCAAGAAGCAAAAUUGAAGAAUAGCUUUUAUAAAACGGAUGUUGGUACUCUAAAGGACCUCAUUCCAGUCGAAGAAUGCUUUAUUUUGAAAUACAACAAUCAAGUCUGAUUUCAGAAUUGUCAAGUACCGUACCUCAAAUUUCAGGAGACCUUUGGAGUCAUACCAGCCACCUCUGAUGCAACCUCAUUAGAGAUCAAACACCCUCAUGAGACCAAAGAAGGAUCAACCAAGUCCAUUUCCCAGAUAUCUGAUGAGAAUACUCUUUCCUUAACACAACUAUGAGCUACCCUCAAUAUAUUCACUAA
Molecule: messenger RNA, 639 nt
Organism: Moneuplotes crassus
Lineage: Eukaryota; Ciliophora; Spirotrichea; Euplotida; Euplotidae
Source: the annotation of a GenBank genome assembly